This is a messenger RNA of Lymnaea stagnalis (great pond snail), 915 nucleotides long. Lineage: Eukaryota; Metazoa; Mollusca; Gastropoda; Lymnaeidae. The record is from the annotation of a GenBank genome assembly.
GUGAGGCUCAUCGCAGAGCUAUGAGAGUCACUGUCUUGACUCGGGAAUCUGCAGUCACGACUGUUCACCAUCAGUCGGAGAUUUUAGGAGUGGAUUUCAUGUUACAAGAGUUACAGGAGCUCGAACCCCUCGGCUUGGGCAAACAUCUGAAACAAAGGGCAGAGAACCUGACCAGAGGUGACCGUAAGUUUCUUAUGUGAUUAGAGUUGGUGGACAGUGUUAGUCGCCGGAGGUCGUCAUAUCAAGUUUAUUAUAGUUUACAUCACAGGUUCCAAACUUUGCAUCCUUGCUGCAUCCAGGCUUUCUCAAGUUGCCCUAUCUUAAAUUCUAACAAGUGCACUCAAAAAGAAAAAAAAAGAAAACAAUAACAAAGUAAAAAGGUAAUGAGACAACCCAUAAAAACAAAGUUUUUCGUAUAAAGCCUCGAUUCAAUGUCAUAUCGAGCAAUGAGGGACUGGGCUGACAAUUUGACAAAACAUGCAUACUACUAACCCACUUGAUAAGAAUCCAAAUUAGUUCUCCCCCCACCCAGGCUCACAACCGCACAUUUAAAAAAAAUUGUAUUACAAAAUGAAUUUUAUUUUAAAAACUUGGCCACCUCUGUGAGGAAGCUGAGUUUGGGAACCUCUGAUUUUAAAUGUAUGCUGUGUUUGUUUGUGCCACAUGAGGAUCUUUAUUAUUUUUUUUUUCUUUAAACAGAACUUUCCCCAAAGAAAGACUCCACUCAAUCAGAAACUUUGGCAGCUGUAAGCCCCCAAGAGCCCACUGGUUCUCAGUCAAAUACGUCUGACCCUAAUCAACAGAAAGAUGCAGAAAUACCUGGGGAGAGAAGGCCAUCACUAAUCAAAUCCAAUACCACCAGCAGGGCAUGUCUGCUAAUGUAAUUAGUAAUCUACCACCAGCAGGGGAUGUCUG